Colletotrichum costaricense is the source of this 1872-nucleotide messenger RNA. RefSeq lists its product as uncharacterized. The record is from RefSeq and is a predicted model, not a curated record. NCBI's taxonomy places the organism in Eukaryota, Fungi, Ascomycota, Sordariomycetes, Glomerellales, Glomerellaceae. The coding region runs from base 1 to 1872 and encodes 623 amino acids. The transcript is spliced from 2 exons.
AUGGAGGGUGCUGUCGCACGCCACCGGCACGAUGACAACUCAACCGAUGGCUACACCUCUUCCCAAGAUGAUCCAGAAAAGGUGGUCUUCCUCAACGACCCCGGCAAUUUCAUCAUCGUUACCCUACUCAAACGGUGUCAUCGACGGUACACGAUUGACAAACCGCUCACGAUUGACUCUUACUACGUCGGCAUCAAUGCGACCGACUUCACGCCCGCAUUCACUCGCAGCGUCGCGGUGAGCUCGCUGAAAAACAAUACCUACGAAUACAUUGCCCGCACAGGCUCGAGCAUGACGCUUCCGUGUCUCAUCAUCCCGCCCGUCGAUAUGCUUCGCCCCAAUCAGGUACUCUUUCUGAAGCACUUGUCGAGGGAACAAGGCUACGGGAGCAAGUUCCGAGCCGUACCAGAGAAUGAGUUAGCGGAAUACAAGAAACAACAGCAGGAUGCCUUCGCUGCGGGCCACACCUGUCCUUUACUCGUGGCCUCUGCAGAAACUAUGCCCGAUUACGCCGCCAUAUCUGACACGAGAGAGGACAAGUGGAGGCACUUUAGACUGAUGAUGCCGAAGAUGCAGGGAAUAAGCAUCCCAAAAGGUCUCAUGAGUGAAAUUGACGCGUUCCUUGCCAAGUACGAGCAAGAUAUUGUGUCUCCAAUCCUUGCCUUGAUCUUAGCCAUCAUUUAUCAUGACUGCUACCACGCUCUUGAUCUAGGAGCCGAGAAGGGGGCGAAGAAGCCCAUGAAGCCUGUUCCUUUGGUUUCGCUUGCCCAGAUGAUAUUGUAUGGGCCGCACUACUUUCGGAUCCACGAGGAACUCAAGCUCUCGGCCUACGUCCACAUCUUUCGCGCCGUGGACUACUUUUACGGCAACGAUAGGAAGCUUGACGCCUUCGUGAUCAACGACGAGGACAUCAAUACCGAUGUUGUUUUCAAGUACAUUGAUGAGAUGGAACUUGACGAGGAGGACUGGCUAGAGAUCGUGCCCCCUUCUUGGGAAGGAUCAGAAAUUACCAUGCCUCUGAACCAUGGAACUCGAGCACCGCCCUCCCCAGAGCUCACCGCCCUGCUGAUGAUGCCCGACAUCUACACUUUGGGUUUCGCUGGGUACACUAAUGAAAAGUGGCCUAACAUGGGCAGGAGGACGAGGGAUACGCUGAUGCAUGGUUUAUUCCUUCCAAAGCACGUUCAGUCCAACCCCAAUCUUUGGCGUCCUAUGGCCGAUGAAGAGAUUUGCCUCAAGGCCCUGGAGCCCUAUCAGGAUCAACUCGAUCAUCAGAUAUGGUCAGCGCCAAAGAUGUCGGUUCGAUCGCCCUGGUCUGAGGCGGUGACUUUCGACUCAUAUUCUGACCCGGACAAUGGGGAUACGCAGGUGUCAUAUGAGCUCGAAGCCGAGGACAGAAAUGUCGGUAGUCCCUCCGGUCCAUGCAUCCCACUUGACAAGAGUAUCCAAGACACCAAGGACUACUACAAAGUCUUUAUCAAAAAGAUCCGACAGGGUCAGAACGCAGGGCUCAUCGACAAGUCCGUCACAUUAGACCUAGAUGGCCAUCUCACGUGGCCUGGGUUAGAAAAUCAGCCUGCCGCAAGACGCAAAUUACCCGGAGGGAUCGAUCUUCAAAAGCUGAUUGCUGAGUUCGACGCCGCCGAUGCCGAUCGCAUCUCCAAGAUCGAUCGUCGCACUCUUCACAGAUUACUCCAUAUAGAUCUAGCUGACGGAGAGCAUGUGGCCAAAUGUGCUCGAGAACUCAAAACUCGCAUCAACAUCGACAAUGAAGAUCUGGGAAAGGCUCAGGUGCGAAAGGCCUUCGAAGACUGUCUACUUCCGACGCGCAACGAGACGAUGAGGAUUUGGAACGAAGCGGCGUCCGCUUAG